GAGUAGCCAAAGUUGACAAGUGUAUUCAAAAAAUCUGGUUGCCGAAGCAGUCAGUAGUAUAUAGACCUUAAACAUGGCGAUAAGUGUGUGUGUUUCAAGAUGUCAAAUAUUAUUUAAAAUAAAUACAAAUGCACGAUCUUGUGGACUAACAAAAUUAAAUAGUGGUCAAUUAUUUUUGACAUCAUUAAAUCGACAACAUAAUGGUAGAAGCUUUAGUUCAUCGAAACGAAUUGAGAGCACCUCAAGCGAUGACGAAGGAGAUGAUAAGCGCUCAAGCACCAGUGAUUCUCACAGCAGUGACGAAAAGACAAAAGAAAACAAAGAAGUAACUAUUAAGUACAUUAGAGGAUUGCCGCAUGUGACAGUGCCAUUGCCAAGUCGAAAUGAAAAAUGUCAAUUUGCACUACGACCGGUAUCCCACAAUGUUGGUGACUUUUUGCAAAUGCUUUUGGCCGAAGACAAAGGUAUCGAUCGAGCUGCUGUUAUGAAUGAGGAUGGUAUUCGCAUAGCCGCUGCAUGUUCAAUCGAAAGUCUGCUGAAUGAUGGUUUUUGGUUACAUGUGAAUGAUAAACGUUAUCAUGUUCAACCUCCUCCGCGAUCUGCAACGUCAAUCGAAGAAAUGGGAAAAAUAAAUGAUGUGCGAUCGCUGGUGGCGCAGCUUUACGAAACACUUCAUGUAGGUGAACAUCAAAUAAAAAAAGAACGUGAUAUGUACACACGCUUAGAAGAAAUAAACACAGAAUUGCUACCGUUAGAACAGUUGAAAGAAGAGAUUACGUUGACUGCCGAUAAAAAAACAUCCUACUUGACAUGGGUAGGUUUAGGUUUGAUGUCCGUGCAAUUUGGUGUACUGGCCCGAUUGACAUGGUGGGAAUAUUCAUGGGAUAUUAUGGAACCGGUCACAUAUUUCGUUACUUAUGGAACUGCAAUGGCUGCCUACGCUUAUUAUUGUUUAACCAAACAGGAAUACAAUUUGCCAGAAGUAAAAGAUAGACAAUUUUUAAUUGCUGUACAUAAAAAGGCGAAAAAGAAAGGAUUCGAUGUGGUUCGAUACAAUCAAUUGAAGGAAGAAGCUCAUGGUAUUGAAAAUGAUUUACGACGACUUCGUGAUCCGCUCUAUUUACGACAUUCACCAUCAUCAACUUUUAAGCUGAAUGCUACAAACAGUGCGAGCGAUCAACUACUUCAAAUGGCUUUAGCAACAAAUACAGAUACCACAAAGAAGCCAUUAACCGAAAGACUGGCCAGCAUCCUUGAGUCAACGGCGAAAAAAUUUAAAAAAUAGAAACAAAACACAUACUCAUGCACCACAACACACACACACAACCCCCGCCCUCUCAGUUAUAACAACCAACUUUAAAAAUCAACCAAUUUUUCAUUUCAAAACUCAAAGAAAUUUAUGCCUAUUUUACUCGUUUUCCUUCAAACAUAUAUACUAUACUCAGUCAAUAGGACCUGAAGAUAAUAAUUCAGAUCCAAUAACAACCAAAUAAACACAGAAGAAACAAAUUCGACAAAUUAGUUUUGAAAUCUCACCAAAAUAUGAAUUUGUAAGGUUCCCUUUUUAAUGUCGCAAUAUUUUGGCAUGCGUGCGCACACUUGUCAAAGCUAACUUGAUUGUUUUAUUAUUUGUGUUCAGAAAGUUUUCUGCCGAAAAAUAUGCCGAUAUUAGAAGAAAAUCUAACAAAUCCAUAUUUUGAUAAAAAUUCGAAAAUAAUUUGUCGGGUUUGUUUCUCGUGUGAAUAUAAUCAAAUAAGUCAUUGUUUUAAAUGGAUAUUCUGGCUGAUGAUAAACUGUUUUCUAUUCUCGUUUCUUCUUUUUUUCAUUCAAAUAUUCAAUAUCUUUUGAUGUUUUGGUGUAAUAUGAAACAAAUACAAAAAAAAAAUUAAGAAAACAGAAAAUAAUGAAUUAUUUUGUAAUAUUAAUAGGAAAAUCAAAGCAUUGAGUCAUUAAGAACAAAAUGUAUUUCAUAAUAUUGGCGCCGAGUGCAAUUUUAAUAGAUUAUAAGUGAGAAAGUAAACAUUUUCCACUUUAUUUGUUCUUUUUUUUUUUGUUUGAUAACGAUUUUGAAUAAAAUUCAGUAAGAAUAAAAAUGAGAUAGUUACUUGUUGAAAACUACGUUGAAGAAAAAAAAUUACCGGGAAUCAUGACAAAACUAAAAUAGUAAUAUUCAAAAGAGAUGAGAAACAUUUUUUCGACAAAAAAAAACAAUGCUUACCCAAAAAAAUGCUGUUAAAUAUUUUCACGUUUACUGUGUUAAGUACUUAAGUACUCUUAGACUCUAUUGGAUUGUUUAUUGCGAAUAAACACUAAAACCGCCUACCGAUGAUGAAUCCAUGAAUUCACUUCUGAAAUGGCAAUAUCGCAUUUCUGUGCUUAUUAUUUUUAUGUUUUUUUUUGAGCGAUUAGUUAGGAAAAUUUUGCUUGGAAUGAAAAAUACAAAGAAGACAAAAAAUGUUGUAAUUUCAUUGAAAUAGGGUCUUUGUAUUUGCCCUAGACAAUGAUUUUACAGGCAUUCUGGUCAUAAAUCCGUUUGAAUAAAGUGAUUCAUUGUUUUAUUUUAUUAUUUUUUUAAACUC
Messenger RNA from Contarinia nasturtii (swede midge), 2579 nucleotides. RefSeq names its product calcium uniporter protein, mitochondrial (gene MCU). Gene Ontology annotation, molecular function: uniporter activity; calcium channel activity. Gene Ontology annotation, biological process: calcium import into the mitochondrion; mitochondrial calcium ion homeostasis. The coding region runs from base 74 to 1285 and encodes 403 amino acids. The transcript is spliced from 8 exons. Gene Ontology annotation, cellular component: uniplex complex; mitochondrial inner membrane. The record is from RefSeq and is a predicted model, not a curated record. NCBI's taxonomy places the organism in Eukaryota, Metazoa, Arthropoda, Insecta, Diptera, Cecidomyiidae.